GUUCAUGGGCCUGGUGCUGAUAUUGAUACCUUAUGUGUUGGACCAAAACAUGCCAGUCGAAAUGUAGGCAAUAACUUUGUGAUUUGUCACAUACAGGAAGACUUCUUUGGUGAACUUUACAGAAUGCUCUCCGAGAUGCCUGAAGUACAAGAACUGCACCCGGUGCCAGAGGCUCAUGUUCCUGUGAUGAAGUUCAAGUUCAAUGGUGUUUCUAUAGAUCUACGUUAUGCAAAUGUGUCGCUAUGGGUUAUUCCCGAAGACUUGGAUAUUUCUCAAGAAUCGAUUCUGCAAUAUGUGGAUGAUCAAACUGUUCGCAGUCUCAAUGGUUGUAGAGUGACUGACCAAAUAUUGCGGCUCGUCCCAAAUAUUGAGGCCUACUUUCAAAACGACACUUCGAUGUAUGAGGCUAUGGGCAAAGCGACGUGGGGUUUAUUCAAA
This is a messenger RNA of Striga asiatica, 438 nucleotides long. The record is from the annotation of a GenBank genome assembly. NCBI's taxonomy places the organism in Eukaryota, Viridiplantae, Streptophyta, Magnoliopsida, Lamiales, Orobanchaceae.